Messenger RNA from Gryllus bimaculatus (two-spotted cricket), 4349 nucleotides. The record is from the annotation of a GenBank genome assembly. Lineage: Eukaryota; Metazoa; Arthropoda; Insecta; Orthoptera; Gryllidae.
AUGGAGGCCCCCCGCCAGGUGGCCGUGUGCUUCCCCGCUUUGCUCUGCGUAGUGCCUGGUCAAAGUUGCCUCAAGUCCAUUUUUGUAGAUGCCGUGUAUAGUCGGGUGAGUCGGGAUGUGUUUCAAAGUGGGCUGGUAUCUGUUUGCCUCUUGGACACCCGUGUCCUGCAGUCGCUCGGGUUGGCGGAGCUAACUCAGAGAUUGGGACAAGGGCGACUCCUGCCGCUGAGGGCGCACCUGCGGAACUGCCUGGAGAAGCUGAAGGAGAUGGUGCCCCUGGGGCCGGAGGCCUCCAGACACACGACGCUUGGCUUGCUAACGAAAGCGAAGCGGUUUAUCAAGAACCUGGAGGAGCGGGAACGGAAGCACGCAGUGCACAAAGAGAACCUGCACAGAGAUAACCGCUACCUGCGGCGCCGCCUCGAGCAGCUGUCGGCCGCGCACCUCGCCGCCACGCUGGCGGCCGCCUCCAAGCGCCGCUCGGUGUCGGAGUGCUCCUCGUCCACCACCACCAAUGAGGUUGACGUGAUCGGUUACACAAGUAAUCAGAGCGACACAGACGACCACAGCAGCAUUCAGUCAGCAUCCACUGACAGUGGGGUGGCUAUGUCUGCCAGCCGCCUCACCCUGGCUGAAAUGGACAUCUAGGUGGGUGGCGCGGAGCGAGGAGCAGCUGAGGGACAGGACGCCUGCCGGAGGUCUGCUCUGCGUGCCUGGCGCUCCACUCCAGGCACCAACAAGCCUACAGAGCCAGUAUCAAGUUAACAUUGUUACACACCCCCACCAUCACUCAUUAUCUCUCCUCUAGUCAACAAGGACAUGUCUACUGUAUUAUAAAAGAAAAAUAAGAAUGAUAAGGAAAGAGAUUCAGGAUCAGAGAGAAAAAAUGAAAUAAAACGCAUCGCAGUCACUGCAUGUGUAAAUUAUUUAUGUAAAUUGUACAUAUUUUUUGUUUUAAAUGAGAGAAAAAGCUAAAGAGAUAAAAGAGUUCUAUUUUACUGCAGGUCAUGACGUUUUCAAAAAAAUCAUUGGCCAGGAAUCAUUUUUUUCUGUCCACAUUUAUUUUUGAGAUUAGUAGAAGAAUUUUUGUUAUAUAUGAUGAAUGAAAGAAAGGCAAUUAAUAGAGUAUAGUGUGUUGAUUUUUUGGAGCUGUGCAAGGGGAUAGUUUUAUCAUGAAAUUUGAAGAAGCUUCGAUGUAAUUGAGCAGGCAGAUCUCUGGACAGUUGUUCUCUGCACUCUCACUGUCAAAUGUUUUAAAAUGGGGAAAAAUUGUUAAAAACAAUGUGGAAAGGACUGUGUAAGUUUGUGAUCAAUGGAUUUUACAGUGUCUUUCAACUCUGAGAGUUGAAUCGGAAUAAGUUUCCUUCUUUGUCUUCUUCUCCUAUUACUAUUACUACUUUUGCAACUGCAAGUGCUUAUGAUUAUACAACAGCCAAAAAUAUAUAAAUAUAUAUAUUAUGUAUAAAAAUAGAUGAUUUAUUGAUAAUGAUGGGACAGAAAAUAUUUAAAAAAUACGGUCCGGAACCUUACCAUAUGGAAUACUUAAAAGAAGAGAUCAAAACUGAUUACCUGAAAAUGAAAUUUUUAAGAAGAUUGUGGCACUUGUAUUACGGACAAUUCAGAAUAUUUUAAAACUUUUUAUUAGUGUAUUACAGUUCUGUUUACACUACUUUUUUGUCUGUUUAUAGAAGAGCAUGAAUCGAUGAGAUAAGUAAGACUUUAAUUGUAAUUAUUAUAAUUAUUAUUAAUAUUAAAUGUUGUUUGGCUGCGAGUGCAAAGUGAAAUCCCAACGUCCCACCCACGUCCGACGAUUGCCGACUAUGUCUGCAGGCCCUUGUGAUAUUGACCAAGACAAGACAGCCCUGGGACAAGAACAGCACCCCCAGCCUUGCACUGACGUGUGCCAGAUCUCUCCAACCAAAAUGUCUGUCUGUCCCUCUGUUCUGCCUCCAAUUGUGCUGGGGGGAAGGAACAAGGAAGAAAGAUUAUUACUAUAUAUAAAUAUAUAUAUAUAAAAAUAAAAAAAAAACAAUGGAAAAACAAAACAUUGUCAUGAAUUCAAAGAGUACAAAUUCUGUAUAAGUCCUAUCCUCACUACUGAUGAUAACAGGUGAGGAAGGAACGUUUUAUGUUUAAUUUUUUUCUCCGUGGAAGUCACGUUUCAGCAGGUAGCAUUUCUCACACCUCAUAAAGUUUCUUUACAUUAAUUCUUUCAUUUUUGGGAUAUUGUUUGGGCAUUAGAAGGGCUUGGUAGUUGCCUGCUGUGGCGGGUCAAGCCCUUUCUUUCCCAUGCCUCCUGCAUCUCAUCCACACCCACCUGCCCAAACAAGCAAGUGUGCUAUUGCUGAAACUGUGCUCCAGUGGUGGUAUAGAACUAAGCCUCUUCAAGUGUAGCAGUGUGUGGUGUGCGUCUUACCAAAUGUGUGUGCGAGAGUUACAGAGAUAAACCUGAGGCAAGGCUAUUAUAUAGAAAAUAAAUCGCUAUGUACAAUAAAUUUGUUUUGUGAGUUGGCCAGAGUGGGAUUGGAUCCAGGACUCUCAAAAGACUGCAAGAGGAUAAUAUCCAGCUCUUCUAGAACAGUGAAGAGAAGUGUGUACUUGAAGCUAAUUGUAGCGUAUAUGUCUGAUGAAUUUUAAAAAUUCGAGAUGUGCAAUUUGUACAUAAAAAAAAAAGGAUCGCCCCCUCAAAUUGUAGGACAUACCAAUGGUUUUGUUCUAAGACUACCAUUGGCAUGUUGAAUCAGCGUGGUGAUUCCUGGAUUUGGUCCCUUCCUCUCCCCUGUGAACGAGAUGACUGAUCAUAAGAUAGUAUUUUGAGCCAGCUGAACACUCUUGAGGCUGUAGACUGUCAGCUCUUCAAUGUGUCUGCUUCUCUUAGAUGCAAAAAACUUUAAAACAUAUACAAAACACAAAAAAAUUACCUAACUACCUUUCUGUGUCAACAAAAAAGAGCUUGGAGGAUUCUUCACAAAAAACCUUAAAAUUAAAAUAACAAAAAAAUGUAUACAUAGGAAUAUAUGUUACUGGAAGCACUACCAAUUUGGUCUGAAGGUAUCUUUAAAAUGUGAUACAACUUGGAAAAAUAAUUAAAAAAACAUUUUUUGUGUAGAUUUAAUUUUCCAUGCAAGAUUUUGUGUAGCAGCAAUAUGAAUUGAUACCAGUAUCUGUGGGAUUUAAUUACUGUCACUUAGACUUUUAUUUUAAAUAUGUCAUAUCUCAUUCUUUUGUGGUGGACUUUUUUUUAGAUACCUUAUAUUUUAGAACGUCUUCUCUUUCAUCCAUGGGUAAUGUACAGAAAUAUUAAAACUGCUGCUUGUAGAAAUGUAGCAACCAUGCUGGCCUGCCCCAAGAUAUUGUAAACCAGUCCCUUUCCUGUGAUUGGCUGGCGGACUGAACACUUGAUACGUGUAACGUACAAGCCAGGGCAAAGGAUGUGUGGAUGUGAAUGAUCAUACAAUUCACCACUUUCCUUCGGUCCUUCCAGUCUAGAACAAACUGCGUCUCUGUGUCUGUCUCCCUAUUUUAUGAGUGUACGAAAAAAUUGAUUGUACAUAUAUUACUUGUAACUAUUCAUAUUGCAUCAUUGUUUUGUUCUUAAUUUUCUUGAUUCUACGGAAAAUAAAAUUUGUGUAUUAUUAUAAAAUGGACAUUAAUGACUUUAGUCCUGAAGAAUUCCUAUUGGCUCAGAAGUCUAUUAGUGGUGAAAGUGGCUCAACGAGAACCUAAUUUCCAAAGUACUCCACACAAAAAUACUGAUUCAAAUUCAACAAUGGUGUAUUUGGAUAUUAGAAUUUGUGUUUCUGGAAUGAAUGUGUUUGAAUGGUCUAUUUACUCAGGGUUCUGAGUAAUACCAAACUUUUUGUCUUCAAAUGUCUGUGUGUAUUAUUUGCACAUUACGCACAAAUAUUUUGUGUGUGUUAAAAAGAUUGAGGUAUGUAGUAAAUGUCAUAAUAAUACAUACUAGAAAACCAGGACUUUGAUCUUGUAGUAUUCGAAGUGUACCCUUGUACGCAGAGCUGCCAUUCAGUAUAGCUUUAAAGAAACUUUAGAACUUAAAAACCAUAGAGUACAACUAUUAGGAGAAUGGAAGGUGUUUCUAUAAUUUACAUUUACCACAAAUGUCUUGUUACAGCACUUGGGCAUUUUGCUGUACUUUGGUAGGGGAAAUCUCAAGUUAUGUAAAUAUUACUUUUGUAAGGGAUGGUGGAUUCUGUGAUUUCAUUUCUUUAAUGAAGGCCGAGCUUGGACGCUUGAAUGAGAGCAAGAGGAUCUUAGUCACAGUUGGUACUCUGAUUUUAAAUCCAAAUGAUAAGGGCUCCACAGGUAAACAACGUAUAGAAAUAACAUUU